AUGUAUGGUGAUCUUGCAAAUAAGCUCGUGUUGGAUGCUAAACGGUUCGCCAAUUUGCCAAGCAUACCAAUGUAUCAGGCUGAUCUCAUCCGUGAUAUCGUAAAGGAGACUAACGAUUUGAACAAGGAUUCGGAAUAUUUGCAAAUAGCAAUGGAAAAUCUUCAAAAUGAUGUUAACAAGUUUGAUGAGCAGUUUAAGCAAGAUCAGAAAAUCAACCAAUGCCAAACUUUUGUUACACAUUUGUCAAUGAGGAGGAAUAAAAGGUGUCUACUAGCGUAUGAGAAAUUGCGAAGCGAUAAACUCGUGGAAUUUUCAUGGCUAAAUAUUGAUCCAUACGAUUCUAUAGAUACAAACGUCCCUUCAUCAUCAGUCACCCCUGUAAGUAAUGAGGCAAGCGGCACUACACCUUCGAAAACAACAACAUCGACAACAACAACAUCAUCAUCAUCAAAUAGAACCAACGGUAACCCCGCACCGGCAGCAAAUACAAUACCAAGUUAUACUACCCAGUUGGAAAUGACAAAUUUAAACCAUUUCGAGCAAGAUUUUUAUAAAAAUUAUCAAGAGUUGAUCAUGAACUAUAAGCUGAAGUUUGGUGAGUACUUGGAUUUGAUGGGCGACUUACAAACCCCAUCUGACAUUUUCAUUGAUGUGCGAUGCCUAAAGGAUGGUGGAGAUGUCACCACAGAAUACGGCUCCUUCAAUUUAAUUAAGGACUCCCAGUUCUAUGUUCGCAAAAGCGAUGUCGAAAGGUUGAUCCAACAGGGCUAUCUCGAGGAGAUAUAA
Lodderomyces oxycetoniae is the source of this 786-nucleotide messenger RNA. RefSeq names its product DNA replication protein (gene PSF1). The transcript has a single exon. Gene Ontology annotation, biological process: DNA strand elongation involved in mitotic DNA replication; DNA replication. Bases 1 to 786 code for a protein of 261 amino acids. The record is from RefSeq and is a predicted model, not a curated record. NCBI's taxonomy places the organism in Eukaryota, Fungi, Ascomycota, Pichiomycetes, Serinales, Debaryomycetaceae. Gene Ontology annotation, cellular component: GINS complex.